AUGGGUGUCUUGAGCAGAUUUCGUCCGCGUGUGAGCGAGAGCUCAGAUGUCGACGCGACGGAAAUGAGGACUACCAACCACGAAAAGAACGGACAAGCACCAGAAGAUGGAAUUGGUCCUGAUGCGAAUGAUGCCGUUCCAGCUGAAGAUGUUACCGAAGGUGUCAAGAACAUGGAGGCGAUCACACUCGUGUGGACCAAAAAGUCUCUCAUCACCUUGUUCAUCUGCAUCUGGUUCGUCUAUCUUCUCAACGCGUUCCAAAGCUCGACUGUUGGAAGCUUGGUACCUUACGUUACAAGUUCAUGGGGCGCGCACUCGCUUCUUAACGUGAUUGACGUCGUCGCGAGUUCGAUGACUGCGGCGGUGUUCAUCCCUUUGGCGAAGCUGCUUGAUCUUUGGGGUAGAGCUGAGGGGUAUCUUCUUAUGGUCGCGUUCGCGGAGUUGGGUCUUAUUCUCAUGGCGACGAGUACAAACCUGUCCAUCUACUGUGCCGCCAAUGUCUUCUACCAAGUCGGCUUCACGGGCCUGAUCUACAGUAUAGACGUCGUGACCGCCGACGCAACCAACCUCAAGAAUCGAGCCCUCGCCUAUGCGUUCACAUCAUCGCCAUACAUGAUCUCUGCGUUCGCCGGGUCAUAUGCCUCGCAGGAGAUGCUGGUCAAUAUUGGGUGGCCCUGGGGUUUUGGUACCUUCGCUUUCUUGACGCCAGUCAUUUGCGCUCCUUUGUAUAUCCUGUUGAAGGUCAACUUGCACAAAGCCAAGAAGAAUAUUCUGCCCAAGGAGGCUAGCGGUCGGACGUUGAAAGAAAGUGUUUGGCAUUAUCUCAUUGAGUUUGACGUUCUCGGCGUCUUCCUAUUUGCAGUCGGUCUGGUCGUCUUCCUCCUCCCAUUCAACAUCGCCGCCACAGCGCCCAACGGCUGGGCAACAGGGUACAUCAUCGCUAUGAUCGUAGUUGGCUUCGUCCUGCUCGUCGCCUUCGCCAUCAACGAAGUUUACUUAGCGCCCGUUCCUUUUCUCAAAUUCCACUUCUUGACCGAUCGAACGCUGGUAGGCGCGUGUCUUCUCGAUUUGACCUAUCAGAUCUCGUAUUACUGCUGGAACAACUAUUUCACGUCUUUCCUGCAAGUGGUUAAUUAUCUGUCCGUUUCAGAAGCGGGAUAUGUGAACAAUACCUUCAGUGUUGUAUCUGGAUUCUUGUUGUUUCUCGUCGGUUGGGGGGUCAGGAAGACGGGGUACUUCAAGUGGUUGCUCUGGAUGGGCGUGCCACUUUACAUUCUUGCCCAAGGACUAAUGAUCUACUUUCGAAGCCCGACUGGAUACGUUGGGUAUCUAGUCAUGACGCAAAUCUUCAUCUCAGUCGGCGGAAGUGUCUUCACCAUCUGUAUGCAGCUGGCGGUCCUCGCCGCUGUGGACCAUCAGCAUGUUGCCGCCGCUUUGGCAAUGCUGAGUGUGACAGGCACAGCGGGUGGAAGCAUCGGGUAUACUAUUUCGGGAGCAAUCUGGACGAAUACGUUCGAAAAGGCAUUGCGGCAAUAUCUGCCCUCCAGCGCGCUCGACAACCUGGAGGCUAUCUACGGCGACCUCGAUACGCAGUUGAGUUAUGCGAGGGGCACACCCGAGCGUAUUGGAAUCCAGAAGGCGUAUGGAUAUGCUCAAACUCGGAUGUUGGCUGCUGGAACGGCGAUCAUGGCUUUGUCGUUUUUUUGGGUUGCGCUGAUCAGGAACUUGAAGGUGUCGGAGAUGAGACAAACGAAGGGUAACGUCUUUUAG
This is a messenger RNA of Fusarium coffeatum, 1770 nucleotides long. RefSeq lists its product as uncharacterized. NCBI's taxonomy places the organism in Eukaryota, Fungi, Ascomycota, Sordariomycetes, Hypocreales, Nectriaceae. The record is from RefSeq and is a predicted model, not a curated record. The transcript is spliced from 3 exons. Gene Ontology annotation, biological process: transmembrane transport. Gene Ontology annotation, molecular function: transmembrane transporter activity. Bases 1 to 1770 code for a protein of 589 amino acids.